AUGCCAUUCUCCCUCCCGCACACGCUCAAGGGCGCACAAUUAAAGCAAAUAGCAUUCAAAUGCGGCAUCUCGACAUCAGGCACGAAAUCUGUGCUUAUUCAGCGUCUGCAGGAUGAAAUCAACCAGAGCGCGAGAGAGAGCGAGUGCAAGAGCAAGAGCAAGAGCAAGCCGCUUAGGAUCUUGAGCAUUGAUAUGGGGAUUAGGAAUCUGGCGUAUUGUAUACUUGAUGUACCGGCUCGUCGGGGUCUGCUGCCACGAGUGGAGACUGGAGCUGGAGUUGGAUUGCAGAGGAAGAGAGCAUUGCCGUCUAUCCAUACGUGGCAUCGACUCGCUGUAUCUAGUCCUCCUCCUCCUCCGACUGCAGCUCUUCCAACUGAUGGUGAGGAGUCGACUGAGAAGAUUCCGGUAAUUAAAGAAGCGUUCGAUCCUUCGACCCUGUCACAGGCUGCGUACACUCUCCUACGCACGCAGAUCCUCCCUGCGAAUCCGACACAUGUUCUGAUUGAGCGCCAGCGCUUCAGGAGUAUGGGCUCGAAACAUAUAUUGGAGUGGACGGUUAGGGUUAAUAUGUUUGAGAGUAUGGUUUAUGCGGUGCUUUGUACGUUGAAGGGGGAGGGGUUGUGGGAUGGGUGUGUGAGGAGUGUGUUGCCGGGGAAGGUUGGGCCGUUUUGGGUUGGGGAGGAGGGUGAUGGUGAGGAGGGUGAGGGUGAGGGUGAUGGUGCGGAGGUGGAGGUAGAAGUGGAGGAGAAGGGGAAUGGGAAGGGCAAGGGGAGGAAGAAAGUCAGGAGGAGUAAGAGUGCGAAGAUUCGGAAUAAAGGCGCGAAGAUUGAUCUUGUGAGGAGCUGGCUUGAGAGUGGAGAUGUGGUUCAGCUUGGGAAUGAAGAGGUCAAGGAGAUGGCGAGAAGGUAUGUGGAGAAAUGGGAUAGGGUGCCUGGGGGGAGGAAGGGGGUUGCAAAGGUCGAGGGGGAGGAGAAGAUGGGGAAGUUGGAUGAUCUGGCGGAUUGUUUGUUGCAGGGUAUGGCGUGGGUUGAGUGGGAGGAGAAUAAGAGGAUUGUCAUGAAGCAUGGAGUAGAAGCUCUUUUGGAUCCUUGACCUGGCCAAUCUCUCUCAACUCUACUGUCAAACUUUCUUAGUAGAGCUGUGAUGAGCGGAAUGUUAACAGCGCGCACGAGAUGGGGACAUCGAACAAGCGAAUGGGUUGCCAUUGUUUUCUGCUCGAUGGGUUUGAGCUUAGGUACCCGAGACAUUUUUUAUCAGUGGCAGUGGAAGGCAGCAGAAGCAAUUCUUAUCCGGGCAUCGUUUCCGAUCGGUCAGCCUGUGCUCUAUUCAGCGCCCUCCCUCCAGGCCUCCUUCUCUCGCUUCCCUCGCCUUGGCUCCAAACCCCAGCUGAUGUAAAGCCAACUCACGUCCAGAACAGCAUUUGGGAGACAUUUUUUGGGAGACAUUUCCAAGUCACUCUCGCUUAAGAAAAGGAGUUACCAAACAUCACGUGGAGUCCUUUGAAGAGUCGAUCUUCCUUUUCAUUUCUGGAUUCAGGGAAAUAAGUAAGCUCAGAAGUAAUGUCUUUAUUGACGCAAGUCUCUACAUCUUGCCAUCAUCGUUGGACUUUGCGAAUAUUUGCUUUGGUCCUUCCUUUGCAGUUGAACAUGGUUGGUUGGACCUGCCUUCACUACAAACGGCAAUCAACUCGUCACCGCUAUUUCAACCCUUCAACUCUUCAAUUCAUUACAAACCUUCACACAUCGUCUAGGAAGGACAUCAUACGACUUUCAAUCUGCUUUGUUACUGGCAAUUGCAUGUUCAGGAUCCUUGCAAUUGCAGCAGCCUCUCAGCAUUCCUCUUUCGAGCGGAGCAACCUCCGGAUUCCGCGCACCCAACGGAUCUUAAUUUGAAGGAAAAAAAGCAAUUGGAUCUCCGAAACACCUCGACAACUGCCUGGGGGCAGGUCUUUCAAAAUCCGCUAAAGAAAGAUGGCUUCGCCUAGCCCAUGCUGUACAACCAGCACCAUAGAUCCUGGCCUCCUCGUUUCUCUCGUACGGUUACACUGUAGCCCAUGGUAUGGAUUCUCCGGUUACACAACAACUUCGGCCGCUUCUGUGACCAUCGUCUGAUCCGCGCAACAGCACCGUCAAUCUACAGCCAACGAACAUACCGUAGCAAGGUCCAAAAUCUCCUCCUAAUCGCGGGUGCUGCCGCAAGCCUUUCGACUUUCCCACUACCAAUGCUGCUUCAUUACUUCUGAGCUCUGGUGACGGUACCAGGAUGAGGCGAAAGAGGUCUCGCACGAGGUUGGCACUAGUGAGUCGAUGCCCUGACAUUCAAUUUGUGAACAGCAUGUCCAAGCAUCUAUCAGAACGUUACUUCGGCCAACUCCGCCUCAAUGAUCCAAAGAUAUCACAUCCAGUACGCCUUCAAUGUGAUAAGUUCCGGCAUGGGAGGCACGGGCCGUAACAGGGCUCAAGGUUAGUCUUCGGCCGCUGAAGAUUCUUCAAGACGUCUGUCAACCGCCUCUCUCAUGCAAUAUCAUCCCAAAAUGGUUAGCAUGGAGCCAUGGUCUCAUCGUAGAGUCCACCUACCCGGUUGAUGAACCCUUGACGUCGUCCUGCCAGAUCCAGUCUUGUACUCCAUUUCACGCCACGCAGAAGCUAGCAUAAAGACGGUCACAUAUCACAACAUGGCAGUGGCUGGUGUUACUGCCUCUAGCUUGACAAGGCCGAAGUUUCUAUAUUUCACAUCUGCAGCCCGCUCAACACGAUCCAAAAUUUCUUUGUGGCAACAAAGGAUCCUGGCUCGAAAGAUGUUGUACUCCCAACGGGCUUUUUUUGUCGGAUUUGCGCGAACGUGAUCGGUGUUGUUGGAUGUCCUAUACCAUCUCGACCAUCACCCACUCGGUCAACAUGUUUUCAAACUUGCCAAGAGAUAUUCGUUUGUCUAUGUGUAUUAGCUGCCGGAGUUGCAGCACACAAAGAGUAGCAGUAGCCUUCUGAAGGGCACGUCUUGCAUUGCCGAGAGUAAGUAGACGUGGAUUCCGAGUAUUUACAGACUCAAAGGCAUCUCCCAGAAGUACAUGGGUCCACUCCAAAUGGAUGAUCAUAUCCACAGCGAUGCAGAUAACGACGUCAAUCCAACAGGGAAGUCUUCCGUAGCAGAUCCUCAAAUAACCUGCUGCUUAAGCAUAGAUACAUGCUAUAUCCCGGUCCAUUGUUUGUUCUUUGACAGGUCUCUGACUCUCAGUUACAGUCGAUUUGCUAUUUCCUUCUUGUAACUUAUCAUUCAAGCUUUCCGAUUAUCCGCGGUGCCGAUUUACUAUUAUUAAAGUGCACCCCUUUGUAAGUCAGGUUACACCACCCACUUCAGGCCGAACAAAGAAUAUUGUAGAAGUCACAAAGUCUUCGUUUCGUUUGCCACGGUAUUUCAGUCCAAUCUUUCGCCUUGUCCCUUAUUCAUACAACAUAUAUCCCCUCAGCAGCACACCAAAACGCCCAUUUGGGCCAAAACAAUCGUUUACAUUCGUCACGACACGAUAUCUCUAUUGACAUCCCGCGUCAUACUUCGAGUAUAAGCUCCUAUUCGGUUUCAAGGCAACAUCACUAAUUUCUUGAUCUGAAAAAUCAACCCUGAAUCCUCUCGAAAUCAUGUGCGAGCAGAUAGAGAAUCUAUUCAUCCACUGCUCGCACAGUGUUUUCGACCUGGUGUCGUGGUGCCAUUUCGCUAGGGUGGAUGAACUUCACCAGUGUUUCGGCGUCAAAGUCAUUUUAGGCACAUUUCCUAAGGAUUCUUUGUGCCCGAAAUGCGUGAAAGAGAAAGAAGCAUACGAUGCUUGGGUAGCUGCUCACGCAGCUCAUGAGGCGGCUAUGGCUAGUCAACAACAACAAGAACAGCAACAGCAGCAACAACAACAGUAAAAUCUCCAUUCUAUGGCGUGGUUGAACUGGUUCGAUGCUAUCUUGGUCAGCAGAGCGAGACUUAUUCUGUGUUGCGCUUCUUUGUGGUUGUUGAGCUGUAUGGUUGCAUGCGAGGAGUCGGGCGAGUCGAGUCAGUCUGCAUCGAUUUGGUUUUCGUGCUGUGCUUUUGGGGGGCCUGUUGUUUUCUUUCUGAGCAAUCUCGGCUCGGCAAAGUGGGUAUCGGCGGUGUUAGGGAGGUAUCUGUCUGCGUUACUCGGUGGGAGGAGAUCUGCUAUCUGGUGGGGUGGGAAUUUUGUCUAUUUGUUGAUGCGACGGGCCGGCUCGUUUCUCAUUCUAUCGCGGCUGCUUGGUGAGUGGAUGACUGAAUUCUUUGGACGAAGCUGGUCUAUGAUAUAUGUGUCUGCGUCUAAUUGUCGUCUGUGACAGCUCGUGGAGGAGUUGUUGAUCAAGCUCUGCUCCAAAUUCUGCAUCUGCUUUGUGUUGACAUACAUGAUAUCAUAUCUCUCUGUUACCAGCACAAUAUACGUGAAACCAAGCAAGAUGCAGACCUCCCCUUUUCAAACAAGCGAUACCUUGAGGUCAUACACACAAAUCUUUAUAAGAAAUACUUUCUCAAUGUCACUCCGUAUUACGCACACCGGUAGCACAACACAUAUCAUGCAAAUAUGGAUUGCAUAAUUCAUGAUAUAUAAUUGAGAUACCAGACGAGGCAACUAGAUCAGAUCUCGUUUGUUACUGCCCCAGAAAAAGAUGUUGGGGGUACAGUGCACCAUUGCUCUGCAGACUAGAUAGACAGAUAGAUAGAUAGACAGAUUGGUGAGACGACAGGACGCGAUCGGUAUGGGUGUGUUGCAGUUGAGCCAUGUGGUUUUGGGUUGUGCGAGUGGAGGUGGGGGUGGUUG
Messenger RNA from Cadophora gregata, 4807 nucleotides. RefSeq lists its product as uncharacterized. The transcript is spliced from 3 exons. The coding region runs from base 1 to 1092 and encodes 363 amino acids. Gene Ontology annotation, cellular component: mitochondrion. The record is from RefSeq and is a predicted model, not a curated record. Lineage: Eukaryota; Fungi; Ascomycota; Leotiomycetes; Helotiales; Ploettnerulaceae. Gene Ontology annotation, molecular function: flap-structured DNA binding; Y-form DNA binding; crossed form four-way junction DNA binding.